Rotaria sordida is the source of this 1395-nucleotide messenger RNA. The record is from the annotation of a GenBank genome assembly. Lineage: Eukaryota; Metazoa; Rotifera; Eurotatoria; Philodinida; Philodinidae.
AUGAAUAAUGUUUAUCAACGACGUGUGCAUCCAAUCUUUGACGAAGAGCAUCGUUCGGCUAGUUUAUCGAAAGAAACACCACCCACAGAAGAAACAACCCUCAAAAGACAUCUUAGUCUCUUCUCAGGAACCUGUUUUAUUAUUGGUAAUAUUAUCGGUUCAGGUAUAUUUGUUUCGCCUCAAGGUGUUCUCAGAUAUACCGAGUCGGUUGGACUAUGUCUUAUUGUUUGGACUGCCUGUGGCUUUAUUUCCAUCCUUGGUGCUCUAAGCUACGCAGAAAUUGGUACAGUAAUUCCAUUAAGUGGUACCGAACUUGCAUAUAUGCAAGAAGGUAUUGGUUCGGUGCAUGCACGUACAGGCAAUGUUUUGGCAUUUGUCUUCAAUUGGGCUAGCGCAUUUAUUCUAAACCCAUCAGCCAUUGCCGCUGUAACCCUUAUCAGUUCUCAAUACUUUUUAUCAGGCAUUAUGGAUAGUUGUGGUCCACCCGAGGAGCUUGUCAAGAUGUUCGCAAUCUUUCUACUUCGUUAUACAGAAAAUCUUCAAAGUGGAUUUACGGAUGAGUAUGAAUAUCAAAAUUUUGGUACAACGAAGAAUCCAUUGGGUAUUGCUCUUGCUUUCUAUUCAGGCCUCUGGGCAUACGAAGGAUGGAGUAGUUUGAAUUCAGUAACUGAAGAAUUAAAAAAUUCGAAAAGAAAUCUUGGUCUAGCUUUGGCCUUAGCCUUACCAACUGUCAUCAUUUUGUACGUUCUUAUUAACAUUUCUUAUUUUACAGUCAUGAGUAAAGCAGUAUUACUCAGUUCGAAUGCUGUUGCUGUGACAUGGGGUGAAGAACUGUUAGGUCCUGUAGUUCGUGUUCUGCCGAUUAUGAUUGAUAUCAGCGCAUUGGGUAGCGCUAAUGGCGGUCUUGUUCAAAGUUCUCGGUAUUGCAUGGUCGGUGCUCGUUACGGUUAUUUACCAGAAAUCUUUGCAUGCAUCCAAAAACAACGACGUACACCACUACCAAGUAUUGUUUUUCAAAUCAUUCUUUCCAUUAUCUAUUGUAUUCUAAGUAAUGUCAAUACAUUGAUUAAUUUCUUUAGUUUUGUUGCAUGGCUCUUCUAUGGUCUUAGUUUUGUUGCCACUCUCUGUUGUAAAUGGACUAAAAGGGAUGCCUAUCGUGUAAUAAAUGUUCCUAUUCCUGUUCUUAUUAUUAAUAUACUUAUUGCCAUCUAUUUAAUAUUAAUACCUGUCAUUUCCGAUCCAAAUAUUGGUUAUCUCGUCGCAGGAAUACUCGUCCUAUCUGGCUUGAUCUUAUACUAUCCAUUCGUCUAUCGUAAAAUUGAACUUCGAUUUAUGAGUAGAACACAUUCAAACAUUCUUACAAGUCUUUUUCGAUCUGCAAAAGGCCGCAAUUAA